Molecule: messenger RNA, 2074 nt
Organism: Fragaria vesca subsp. vesca
Lineage: Eukaryota; Viridiplantae; Streptophyta; Magnoliopsida; Rosales; Rosaceae
Exons: 5
Coding region: 3-818 (271 amino acids)
Source: RefSeq, a predicted model, not a curated record
CGAUGGAGAUAUGGAACAGAGCCCGCGGCGUCGCCGAGGAGGCCGCGAAGCGAUCGCAGGAUCUCACGAUCGGCGGCGCGUCGAAGCUCUCCGACAUCGUCUCCGACACCGCCAAGCGCUCCAGGGAGAUCAUCACCGCCGAGGCCUCCAAGCGAGCCGAUCACAUCAAGCAAUUAGCCGCCGAAGCCUUUGCUCCAUCGCUAGCGCAGCUACCUGCGGCGGAGAGUCAACGAGAAGAAGAGAAGGAUCUGGAAGCGUUUGGAAUCACCGAGGAGUUGAGAGACUUCGCUAACGGGAUCACUUUGGUCACCUUCAAAGAUUUUCCGAUUCCAGAUGAUACGAAAUUCUCUGACGUGCCAACAGUCACAAAUGUUAGGCAGGAUCUUACAGAGUGGCAAGAAAAGCAUGCCCAUCUUGUUCUUUUGAAUGUCGAGGAAAUCUCAAAAUUAAGAUACGAAUUGUGUCCACGGGUUAUGACAGAAAGGAAAUUUUGGAGGAUAUAUUUCAUACUAGUUAACAAUCAUGUGGCACCCUAUGAGAAGCGGUACCUGGAUAAUGGUAAUCUAAAGUCAACUGAACAGUUUCCAGAUGACAGAGUAAAGGAACCUGCUAAAGUUGAAAUAACUUCUAAAGCAGAGGAUAAGGAAGACAAAAAUCACAGUAAAACUUCAACCUCAUCAACUACAGAGCAAGACUUGGAUGCAUUUCUCCUGGGAGAUAGUGAUGAUGAUCCAGAUGAUGGUGAUGGUAACAUUGAUGAUGAUUUUGACAAAUUAGUGGACGGAUUGGUAAGCUAUCAUUUCCCUAGCUCCAGUUAAUAGCAAAUUUAGUGUUGUAUUAUUUACUCAGUAAUUGUAUAUUGUGCCUCUGAUGUCAUGUUGCUAGCAAGUGAAAGUUCAAAAUCAGCUCCCCAAUAUUUGGAAAGAAUUCUCUUUCUAGUUCUUAAGAUAGUGUGUAUCUUGCCAAAUGAGAACUUUUUCCACUUUCAGGAGAAGUAAAAGAGUGUUCUUGUAUAAGCUGAAGUUCUAACUAUCCCCCUUAGUUUUUGAAGUAAGACAUACAUGAUACCUGAUGCAUGAUAAUAUGCAAGAGUUUGGUUUAGGUUACCAUGCAUGUAUCUGUUGGGCAAUCAUAGGUGUUCUAAUACGUCUUUCACCAGCCUAAAAUGGCAAUUCAAAUUUGUUCUUUGGAUUUUACAUCUAUUAAUUAUUCAUUCAAUUUUAAUGCUGCCGCAUCUUUCAAACUUGCUGGAAUCACAGGAUGAAGAGAAAUGAAGGGCUCUCUCAUAAUCCGUAAAGAAUGAAACUGUUGUCAGCUUGACUCAACAGCAUGUGUACUGGAUGCUUCACUGAAGCAGCUUCAGGCCAUUCAAGGAAAUGGAAUAAAGGUCCAUCAUAGCCUCCUAGAUUCCCCCAUUAAUUAUUUCUUUUUUCUUUGUCCCUUUUGUGUAUAUAUUAUGAUCUGAUGUAUAUAUUCAGUCAGAAAGUAGGAAGAUAUGCAUUAUCAGCCUCUCAGGUUACAACUGAAUGCUAAUGAUGUUUAAUCGUGAUCUUUAAAGGUUUUAGAGCUAGGUUUUCCUCUACAACGUAAAUCGUUGCAAUACUCGAUCUUGUCUAAGAAUUCAAACACAAGGCAGAUUAGCAAUUCAGGUGAGUUUAGUUGACAGCACCAAAUUUUCCAGUUACCUUCAAAUAUACAAGUUACAUGGUUUUCAGAUUUUCUGGGAAGGUUCCUUGGAACUUGGAGGUUAUAGCUUGUACAGGUGUUUGCUUAACAGUCAAUUCAAUUUGUUUCCAUGGAGGAGACUAGAUCCAUAUGACCCGAGAUUCCCUGAGCAGUCAGAGUUGCUUGUAAGAUAAAAGGUGCCUAUUUCUUUCCAACUUAUUGAAGCCCUUCACAAAAAGUCACAAUGACUUGUGUUGUCUGUGUUUGGCCGUUUUUUCCACUCGUGUAGUCGUGUUUAGUUUCAGGCUGUCCUUGCUAUCACCUUAGGUGGAGGUUAAUUGUUGUUAUUUUUACUCAUGAGGUUACUUCAUCCCGGUAAAUACAUUUGAUUAUUCACCUGAAACGAAAA